AUGUCCGCACAAGAAAACCUUCUUUUUACAUCAAAGCUCAUCUCCCCCGAAGUUCAAGCAGCGUUACCUAAGGGCUAUACCAUUCGACCCUUAGCUAGUGACGACCAUGAACGCGGUUUCCUUGACGUACUUUCUGUUCUUACUGUGAUAGGAAACAUUACCAAAGCGCAAUUUCUCGAACGGUUCUUUUACUUGAAAGCCCAUAACCAUGAAUAUUUUACCCUCGUGAUUGUUUCUCCCCAAAACCGUAUUGUUGGGGCUGGAACAAUAUUCGUUGAACGAAAGUUCAUUAGAAACACCGGACUAGUUGGACACAUUGAAGAUAUUGCUGUUGAUAAAAAUCAACAAGGCAAAAAACUUGGUUUAAGAAUUAUUCAAGCUCUCAAAUACAUUGGAGCUAAAACUGGUUGCUAUAAAGUCAUUUUGGAUUGUUCUGAAAAGAAUGUUAAUAACAUAGAUUUCAGAGAAAAGAAGUUGAAAUGGCUUGAAGGUGGUGGUGUAUUUGUAUUUGCUGCGAGAGAUAAAAAUUCAAAAUUAGACAUUAAACAAUCACCGAUUUACACUAAAUCUGUCAAUUCAAAACCUAUUUAUAAAGCCACGAUUUACAAGUUUCGUUUUUCAAAUUAUUUCUUAGAAACGAGAUUAGUUAAUAUUCGGUACUUGAAAGUUAUGGACGAAAAUCACUUUGCCUUCACAUGGAAGAUAAAUUGCUUUAAUGAGCUUGUUUCUCGACACCCAAAUGGUAGUUUUUUCUAUAGUGAAAGGUUUUGGUCACCGAGAGGGCAAAGUGGAAAGUCGACCAACAUCAAUGUCGUUCAUGAAAAUAACUCACACAAUAAUUCCGGGUAUUUGUGGAGGCUAAAAAUGUUUCCUAAUGGCGUAGAUAAGAAAUCGAAUGAUUACAUUUCUCUUUAUCUUGAAGCAAUUCAAACACAUUAUGAGAAACAAAAUAGUAUAACAGGAAGGCACAAGAAAUUUCGACUAGCGCUUUAUCGAGUGGAUUCAAAUAUCCAAACCACGAAACAGAGACCAAUACUUGUGAUAGAUCGUCAUACCUUGGAGACGAAAUUUGAAUUCAAUGGGGUGCACGCAGAUUAUGGAUUUGCAAGAAUUAUCGCUCUUAAAGAAUUAUUCCCAAAUGAUACUACAUUGACCGAAGUAGAUUUAUUAGUCAGAACUCAAAUUUUCGAGGAUACUAUAACACCUGGGGAGGGUUCAAGUUCAAUGGACAUUGUAAGUAAUAUAUCACUUAUGCCCUUUGAAAGAUAUUUCGGUGAAGAAAGAUUUUGUGAUGUUGAAUUCGUAUUUGAUUGUGGUUCAAGCAUGAAAGCUCAUAGGGUCAUUCUCGCAGCACGAUCAAUGUACUUUGAAAGAAUGUUGGGAGGUGAAUGGAUGGAAAAUCAUAUGAAAACCAUCGCCAUCAGAGACAUGCCAUUUGACGCGUUUCGAUGUAUUGUUCACCAUCUUUACACCGGAAAACUUGAAGAGGGAUUGACAUUUGAACUCUUAAGAGAUAUUUAUUCUAAAGCUGAUAUGCUUAGUUUAGAACAACUUGGUCAAAUGGCUGCAAAAAGAAUGGUUAAUUUGAUGACUAAUGAUAAUUGGGAUCAAGUUUUAAUGUUGGGUUGGAAAUUUUAUGAUGAUCGAUUAAAAGAUGCCGGUCAGGAAUUUGCUGUGAAACAUUGGAACGUUAUAAAGGAUUCCGAGAAUAUGAAACAAGUUUUGGCGAGCGGUCACGUUGAUCGAAUCGUUGAGUUAGUCUUACAAAGUUUUUUUACACCGAAUAAUACAAGGAUAG
This is a messenger RNA of Funneliformis caledonium, 1798 nucleotides long. Lineage: Eukaryota; Fungi; Glomeromycota; Glomeromycetes; Glomerales; Glomeraceae. The record is from the annotation of a GenBank genome assembly.